Notolabrus celidotus (New Zealand spotty) is the source of this 1155-nucleotide messenger RNA. RefSeq names its product retinol binding protein 1, cellular, tandem duplicate 1 (gene rbp1.1). Gene Ontology annotation, cellular component: nucleus; cytosol. Gene Ontology annotation, biological process: fatty acid transport. Gene Ontology annotation, molecular function: fatty acid binding. The transcript has 5 exons. The record is from RefSeq and is a predicted model, not a curated record. The coding region runs from base 173 to 577 and encodes 134 amino acids. Lineage: Eukaryota; Metazoa; Chordata; Actinopteri; Labriformes; Labridae.
UCUUCAGUUUCACCAUUAUCAUCCACACACAGUCUCAGCAAGGCCUGCAUUCUCCCCACCAAGGAUUUGAAGUAAUCCUGACAGUUGCUCAGCUACAGGAGGUGUUUUCUCACUGAGGCCAGUGGCUGAAAGCGUUGCUGAAAGUAAGGAAAGCAACUGAGAAACAGCCAUCAUGCCUGCUGAUCUGAACGGAUAUUGGAAAAUGAUUUCCAAUGACAACUUUGAGGACUACAUGAAGGCUCUUGAUGUAAAUGUUGCCAUCAGGAAAAUCGCUAACCUGCUGAAGCCUGACAAAGACAUCACUCACGAUGGGGACCACAUAAUCAUCAAGACCCUCAGCACCUUCAAGAACUACAACAUGGACUUUCACGUGGGCAAGGAGUUUGAGGAGGAUCUGUCAGGAGUCGAUGACAGGAAAUGCAUGACUACUAUCACCUGGGAGGGAGACAAGCUGGUGUGUGUGCAGAAGGGGGAGAUAGAAGGCAGAGGCUGGAGCCACUGGCUGGACGGAGACGAGCUUCAUCUGGAGCUGAGAGCCGCAGGAGUUGUUGCCCAUCAGGUUUUCAAGAGGUCUUAAACUGGCUGUAUCUGAUCUGGACAGUGCCCACCCGGUUAAGAUUGGCUCCGAGUCACAACGGACAAAUACAACUUCCCCUUCAGCAUGUAUACAUUUCUUCAAAGGUGCAUCCAUCAAACUGUUAUCUAUAUUUGGCAUAUGAAAACGGUUAUCUCUCCAUCAAGAAUGCCCAAGUGAAUUCUUGUACAGUACAAUAAAGGGCAGGCCCAAGAGUGUAUCAUGUAUUAUCACUAAAUGCUAGGCUGUAUAUCUAUCUCAGGGUGGUUGAUCUUUUGAUUACACAAGUUUAGUUGUGUUGAACGCAUGCAUACUGCGACUGUAGGUGAAGUUUUUCUCAUUGUUGAGCCUGACAAAUUGGAAUGUAUUGUACACAGAGAAGGAAAGAGAGCAGAAAUAAUACAAAUGAAAAAGGGUUGAUCCCUUAUAAGUUCUCUGAAUGAUUGCGUGGGAUAGAAGAAAAGACACAAAGCAUGUUUGGUGGUUCUUGACCAGUUACUUUGCAUAUGGAAUGGAUAUCAGCUGUAUAUAUGUAUGCCUCCUAAUGUCUUUCAGACUGUCACUAAUAGUUAUGUAAUGGA